Aphanomyces astaci is the source of this 639-nucleotide messenger RNA. RefSeq lists its product as hypothetical. Lineage: Eukaryota; Oomycota; Saprolegniomycetes; Saprolegniales; Verrucalvaceae. The transcript has 2 exons. The record is from RefSeq and is a predicted model, not a curated record. The coding region runs from base 1 to 639 and encodes 212 amino acids.
AUGAAGUUCCUUGCUGCUCUCGUCCUCGCCACCGCCACCUCCGUCGUGGCCAAUGUGGUGUUGAACAACCCCGCGCCCGUCCUCGAGGGCGUCUCCAUCUACUCAAACGAAAAAUGGGCGGUUGGAUUCCGCACCCCGGCGUUAGGAACUGAUGAGGUCGUUCUCCGUACUACACGCACGCGAAGACCGCCCCGAAUUACACGCAAGCGCAGUCCGUCCCUUGGUUAUUUCAAGUUUGCCGUCAGUACGUAUGAAAACAUUGCUGCCAACGCGUCGAUGUUCUUGCAACUAGAGUUGUGCCCUUCCGUCAACGAUUUGCCCGAUUGCACCGAGCCCACCGCCUCUUCGCGCAUCCACAUCGAUAACAACGGCGGUGGAGUCGAUUUCCGUUGGUUCCCCGACCCCUAUAUUGUUGUUGCGCCCAACACCAGGUACUGGUUCGCGCUGGGCUCCACCAGCGAAACCUCACACAAGUUGCCCACCUGGUUGUACGGCACAAAGGACUUCUCAACCGCGAACAACUCAACGGGGGACGUGAGGGUCGCGCACCUCAAGGGCGACGGUGACUCAUGGACCUUGCUUCCCCUGUACGAAAACCGCGUCCCGUCCCUCCUAGUGGUUUCUACGUAUACUAAUUAG